AUGUCGUAUACAAAAUCAAUUGUAAGAGCUGUGAUGCAUCAUAUGUUGGUCAGACCGAAUGCAUCCAUACACUAUUGGUUGGAUAAUGGUUGUCCACCUAAAAAACUAAUCCUUGGAGUGCCAUUCUACGGCAGGACCUUCACUCUCGCCAAUAAAAAUCAGAAUGGUCUUGGAGCCCCUGUCACCGGACCAGGAACUGCCGGUCCGUACACUCGCGAGGGUGGCAUACUUGGAUACAAUGAGAUUUGCGAGUUCUUUAAGCAGGGCGGUUGGACAAUUGUUCGUCAAGAAGAGCAUCGCAUUCCAUAUGCUUAUAAGGAUAAUCAGUGGAUUGGCUAUGACGAUAUAACUUCUCUUAACGAAAAAACUGACUACAUCAACACCUUGGGUCUCGGUGGCGCGAUGUUGUGGAGUAUCGAAACUGACGAUUUUUUCGGCAAUUGCGGUGAAAAAUAUCCUCUGCUGAAAACAUUGAAUGUCAAUCUCAAAGGACAGGUUCCGGUAGAACCACCUAAGCCAACCUCCACGAAACCUCCGCAAACGACGCAACCACCAGAAACAACGCCACCUGUGAUUACACCUCCCAAUGAUAUUUGCAAGGAAAAUGGUUAUGUUCGCGAUAAACAAGAUUGCAGUGUAUUCUAUCACUGCAACAAUAACGUUUUCUACAAAUUCGAAUGUCCUAGUGGAUUAGUUUUCGAUCUUAAAAACAAUGUUUGUAAUUACAAAAAUUCUGUUCCUGAAUGCAAUUAAUGAUAAUAUACGAU
This is a messenger RNA of Trachymyrmex cornetzi, 767 nucleotides long. Its product is annotated as chitotriosidase-1. The record is from RefSeq and is a predicted model, not a curated record. Gene Ontology annotation, molecular function: chitin binding; chitinase activity. The coding region runs from base 1 to 753 and encodes 250 amino acids. Gene Ontology annotation, cellular component: extracellular region. The transcript is spliced from 3 exons. Gene Ontology annotation, biological process: carbohydrate metabolic process; chitin catabolic process. Lineage: Eukaryota; Metazoa; Arthropoda; Insecta; Hymenoptera; Formicidae.